Messenger RNA from Radiomyces spectabilis, 4146 nucleotides. RefSeq lists its product as uncharacterized. The transcript has 2 exons. NCBI's taxonomy places the organism in Eukaryota, Fungi, Mucoromycota, Mucoromycetes, Mucorales, Radiomycetaceae. The record is from RefSeq and is a predicted model, not a curated record. Bases 1 to 4146 code for a protein of 1381 amino acids. Gene Ontology annotation, molecular function: microtubule binding.
AUGACCUCCUCCUCGGAAAAUAGUAGCACUUCCUCUGUUCUGGACACUGACGACGACUUUGAAACUCGCGAUCAUCACGACGCCUUAUCCGCAUGCUCGCAGGGCGAUGCAUCCUAUUCUCCAGCCGUUGAUCGAUUGCAGGGAUCAUCCCUAUCACAGAAAUUAACGCGGCUAGGUGUUGACCUUGCACGAAUUCGAUACAAUAAUAUCACCAUUGAAGAUCAACUCAAAGCCACCACUUCUGUCAUUCACAAAUUGGAAAUCCUCUUACCGAACGUAUCCUACGGGCCCGAUUAUAUUUGGCUCAUGCAAAACCAUACUAGUUUGACGCAGGCCAGGCAACAUCUUGAAAAUGCAAACCGUCUCCAACAAUGGAUCGACCAUCACACCGAAUGCCUUGGCCGAAAUACGUCGCAUGUAGAAAUCAACAACGUGCAACAAGCAUUUUUUGACUUUGAGAGUCGAGAAGGAGAUAUACUGAUGGAAUUUCGCCGUAUCAUUACCGGUCGUUCCACCCUGGAUUUCGUCAUUGAUGCAUUGUGGACAGUGCUCGCCCAUCUCGACCGUUUUCGCCAUCAAUUACAUCACCAGCUACACGUAGAUCAUGUACACUCUCUGGAAAUGAAAUUUGAUUCGCAAGCGAACCAAAUAACUCGGUCCAUGGAAAAUAUCAAAGUCAAUGCAUGCUUGGACAACGAGGAAUGGGCAAUAUUUCAAAAAUUAGACAAUACUGUUAAAGUCAGCUACCAAGAAAUACGUGAUUACUCCACUGACAGGGAGCUAACCUUACAAAUGACGGCUCGCCACAUCAAUAUUACAACUGCCGUCAAUGAAAUCACUGCAGCUAGACACGUUGCACAUCAUCAGACCGAGCAAAAAUACACGAUGAUCCGAUUGACUGAACAGGCAAACCAACUGGAGCAAGAAGACGACUGUAUAAACCAGACCUUGUCAUCAGCCGCUCAUUAUGAUCAUGAUACCAUCCAGACUUUGAUGACUCAAACAAGCCCUAUUCAGCAUCAGAUUGCCGAAUUUGUACAAAAUAAAACUUCAGUUGAAAACAUUUUACCUGCUACCUCUGUCGAAAAAUUACGCAUUCUCGAUAAUCGUAUGAAUCAAACGCUCAUCAAAAGUCAAAGUGCAAUCGAACGCCAAACGGCAAUUCAGCAAACAGCAAAAGACGCACUUCGUCUGCGAAAAUGGGUCAAAGCACGCAUUUCCGCCGUGGAUAGGUUGCACAUUCAUAUUCGUUGCAUGUUCACCGAAGCAGAUUGCCUAGCCUCGCAAAAACUCCUUGAAUCGCAACAGUUGCUUCUCAAUCUCUUCAAGAACACGCGAUUAAAACACGUUACCGAAUCGAUCGACAAACUAUCCUUAUCCUCGAGUGACGAUCUGCAGUUGUUGAAGGCUGAUAUGACGAGAAUGAAUGAUGAACUAUCGCGAUUGGAGAUCCUUUUAGAUCAGCAAAAAGUUGAACUGGAACUGAUUGAUAAGAGGAGACGAUGGGAUAUCUCUUACAAGGCUGCAUGUCAAUGGAUUCACCAAAUGAUGGAAACCAUCCGAGAAUUUGCUAUGGAAAAGGCGCAAUGCAAGGCUCCAGUGAGACUGAUACUCGGUCUCCAAGAUACUUUUAGCAGUAUGCAGCAAAGCGUAUCCAGUUACAGCCAUUCGGAAAUAAUAUCAGUGACAGAUGCUGCUCGAUCUCUUAUCAAACAGAUUGCCGACAGAGACGCCACUGUCACCACGCUUAUUCGACAGAGACGAUAUGCCCUCGAGCAAGACGUGGCCUCUCUGAAUCAGUUGCUUGGUUUCACGCAAGCAUUGCUGGAUCAGCGAGCCGCUGUUGCAGAGUACCUGGCCUCGGUAUCCAAGGCAGAAGUAUUCGGUUCCCAUGUUCUAUUCGAACUGCAAUCGCCUCUGAAAAUCCCACCCUCCAUUCUAGCGAGCUUUGAAGCACUGAUUUCCUAUUUUGAUCGGUACUUGUCAGUUGCCUGGGAUAGUUACCAGGCGAUCGAUUAUCCCCGAUGGCCGCAACAUGCCUUUGUCAUGAAAAAAGACGACUCUGCUGUCAAUGAGCUACAGUCGUACUUGCUCGAGCAAUAUCACCGACUGCUCGACCUAAGCCAAUCUCUGAACCGUACGCAAACUAUGCACGCGCAACACUUGCAGGCCGAAACCGCACGUUGUAGUGCGGAUAUUCGUCAUCUCCUAGAUCGACUUGAAAGAGCCACAGAACGUAUUCAAGCGGAAGAUCAAAAGCUGUCCAAUCCGUCCUAUCUUUUGUCGAACGACGAGCUUCAGAACAUGUUGGACCAUUGCAACGCCGAUCACGAAUUGACAGGAUAUGAAUUGAAUGAUCUGCUAGCGAGACUGAUUUCGGUGGAAUACACAGGGCCAGAGUCCAUGGGACAAUUGCAAGAGAAUGCGAACCAGUCAUCCUUAUUGAUUAGCGAUCAUGUCGAGAAGCUUGCAGCCUAUGCGACGCGUGUGCGCUGGACCAAGCAUCAAAUCGAAACGGACCAUGCCCUGCAAUGCUUGAUUGGCCAAUGGACCGCGUGGGAAAAGCGCUAUCAUGCGAUUUUAUUCGGUGCUGAUGCGGUCACGGAAGAGGCCGUUGCAUCACUGUCAGAGGAUCUAUUGACGAUGGAGCAGUUGUUAGAAGAGAUUGCUGGCCAAAUUCAACAGAUCAGCGAGAUGUUUGCCUCCAUGGAAUCCGCGUACCGACGGGUCGCUUAUGGGUUGCCUUUGAAUGCCGUGCAGGGACAGCAACACAUGGUAUCUUCCUUUCAGAAUCUGCAAGGAAAUGUAUCGCGCAGUGGUGCCGGGAUUGCCUUUGUCAAGGAUCGUACACACUUGGAAUGUAGUCUUGGCAAGCUUUUGGAUCUAUGCGGCAUCACUCUUCGAAAAUUGGAGGAUUUCAUUCGUGAUCGAGCGCGAUGGCAACCAUCUACAGGUAUUAGUCAUGACAAUGUCCAAGACAUGCUACGACUGUAUCUCGAUAUCUUGCAGAACGAAACGCUGUCUCAGAAGCGAAUGGCGGCUCAACAUGAAGAAGCAUUAUUAGCAUUGCAGGCCGCAGUAGAUCCUGAACAAUUUCCCUUGACCUACGCGUUCCGACGAAAAGCCGAACUGGAAGCGUUCAUGACAAAAGUGGAUCAGCAGAUUGCAUUCGCGGACAAGGUCCUCAAUCAACGAGACAAUGUAAUUGAGUGGAUGAAACAAGCGUUACCGCUAGAAACAACUGGUCAGAAUCACAAGGAAGCCUUUGCAACGUGCAGCAAGCUGGAAAAAAAGGAACGCAUACGAAGCUAUCGUCAGGAACUAGAUCUCUUGAUCAGCGGUGCUGACACUUUGCCUUACCCUGUACGGGAAGACCGUCGCCAAGAUAUAACUGCUAAUCGUGCUAUUGCAACGGCUGCCAAGGAGCAAAUAGACCGUUUGACCGACCUGUUGACCACGCUGAGAAGAUCCGAGCGAAAAUCGAAAUCCGUGAGUGAGGACCGACAGCGUAGCAGAAAGGUGUCGUUGCCUACGCACAAACCCGCGGGUUUUUCCUUAUUGAGCAAGUACCAGAUCAACUCGACCAAAUCGUCUCCGAUUAUGCGUCGUACCAGUAGUUCCAUGUUGCCCCCCGUCCCUCCGUGUGCACGACCCAAUGCGUAUGUUGCCGAUCCAAAGAAUGAUCUGGACAUGGAGAUUGGAAGAAUCGUCAACAAGGUUCCGUACAAGGUAAAACUGGAGAUGAUUCCGGGCGAAGUCGGACGUUAUCUGUUUGGAGGCAAACUGGUCUACUGUCGAAUUUUGCCCAGUCGCAUGGUGAUGGUCCGUGUCGGCGGAGGAUGGACAGAACUGUCCCAAUUUUUGCGUGAUCAUGCUUUGCUGGAUCACGGCUUUGUGAAAAAGAGUAUGUGUUGGGACUCGGAAACCGCGAUUGUAGGUUCGAUUGAAGAAGGUUUCAUCGACACAAGAUCAAGGUCCGAAACGGGAAGAUCUCGCUCAGGUAGCAUCUCCACUUCUUCCUCGACAAAAUACAAAGCCGGUUACAAGGAUGGCGAUCAUUAUAUCGCCGUCGAUAACAAUGGCAACCAAUUGGCCUUUUCCAUGACACCCGCCACCAUUGUAAAUGAUAUGUGCACAAAACGUUAA